Messenger RNA from Rhodamnia argentea, 1108 nucleotides. Its product is annotated as ADP-ribosylation factor-like protein 6-interacting protein 4. Lineage: Eukaryota; Viridiplantae; Streptophyta; Magnoliopsida; Myrtales; Myrtaceae. Bases 471 to 878 code for a protein of 135 amino acids. The record is from RefSeq and is a predicted model, not a curated record. The transcript has a single exon.
AUUGAAUUGCUAUUAUAAGUGCAUGGACUCAUUUUUCCACUUUACCUUACCUACCCUAGUGCAACCUCUUCAAUUUAUCCGUGCACAUAUGCCAUAAAUAUAAUGUUCCCCUCCUCUUCAAGAGAUUCAGAACUUCUCACCACUUCGCAGUCAGGGCACCAAAAACUAUCUCAUGUGUUGAGGCACCAACUCAAAAGGAAAUUGUAAAGAAAGCAUUGAUUUUUCUCUCUCCCUGCCUCUCUCUCUCUCUCCCUCUCUCUCUCUCUCUCUUGCAUGAGUCAAGCCCAACUAUAAAAAGGCAUCCUCAAUUUACGGCAGGGUCUCCCAAAUUGAUCAGUUUUCAGCUCCUGAAGUCUUCAGAGACUCCUUGGGAAACGAGUUCUCAGCCCUCCCAGACACAACCCCUCCAAAAAAAAGAAGACCCAAAAGGUGAAAAAGAAGAGAGAGACAGAGAAGGACAAGAACAGAGCAUGGAGAUCGAGAUGGUGAAGUGCGAGUGCUGCGGGCUGAAGGAGGAAUGCACCCAAGACUACAUAUCCCAAGUGAAGUCCAAGUUCGAAGGCAAAUGGCUCUGCGGGUUGUGCUCGGAGGCCGUGAGGGACGAAGUGAGCAGAGCCAACAGCAGCAACAAGACGCCAUGCGGGGUUGACGAAGCCGUGAGAGCCCACAUGUCCUUCUGCAGAAAGUACAAGUCGAGCCCCGCGUUCAGGGUCGCCGAUGGGAUGAGGCAGAUGCUGAGGAGGAGGUCCGGCGAUCUGUCGUCUUCUUCAUCUUCUUCAUCAUCAUCUUCCUCUUCUUCUUCUUCAUCUUCUAAGAAGUACUCGAGAUCAACCAGCACUUCACAAGUUGGUGAUGAAUCGCCGUACUCACUGUACUGAAUGGGGGAAGCAGAGGAAAGUCUAGCUCUAUUCCUGUUCUUUGGUUUGGCUUUCUUGAAAAUCCAACCAAAAAGGAACCUCAAAAAAAAAAAAAAAAAAAGGAGGAGAAAAGUUUUCAUCUUUUGUCUUGUACAGGGGAUGUUGAAUUCAGUGGAGGCUUCUUCUGAGCCCUGGGAAUUUUGGCUGCUUCUUUCUUUACCCAAGUGUUCAUGGGAUGUGAUUUGCUCCUA